UAAGCUUGAGAUAGGGUUUAAAAAAAUAAUUUAAAAUUAGUUGCCCCUAGACUGUGAAGAAAUUAGAAUAAACAAAAAAAUUUAUAAAAUGAGAAUACAAUUUAUGAUAUGAUAAUUUGUAUUGAGCAUUAAUAUGUGCAAUUGGUUUGUUCUUGAGAUAUUUUGUUUAUUAUUCUAUGUUUUUUGAUUUUAUUGUUUCAAAUAUGCUCCACCCAAAGGAACGAGUUCCUAGUCCAAAUUUGCAUGCUUUAAGUUGCACAACAUCUGGUUCUUCAUCACCAAAUCAAUUGGAUGUGCCACUAUUAUCUCCAUGGAAAAGAAGUAAAAGUAAAAUGGGGUGUGUAGUACAGUUAAGAUCGAAUGAAGACUCACAACAAUCGGAUUUAGAAUCAUAUCAUUUUACUAAAAGUUCUACAUCUUUCAAGAUUGGUGAUGGCGGUGUUUCAUUUAAGGAGAUGACAAACAAACAGUUUCAGUAUGCAAUGCUAAUGAAACUAGAUUCAUUGCAGCAAAAUCAAGUUAAAAUUAUGGAGCGAUUAGAGAACAUGGAAACACAUCCAAAAAGUGACACUAUUGAUUUGGGUGCCAUAAUUGCAAUCCCACACAGAGAUAUUGGGUGUUUUAAUGAUGAAGAAGAAAAUCUUAGAGCAAGUUCUCGCGCUAGGAAAAACAAGAUCACUCAAAUCAAAGCUGUUGGUGGUGCAACAGCCCGCAAAACUGUCAAAAAUAUUUUAAACCAGUUGAUGGUGCCACAAGUCCAAAACUUAUUUAGUAAAGAUGGAUUGAAAGGCAAGCUUAAGUUUACAGCUACGCAACAUUACAAUUGUAUUAAAGAAGGCUUAGUAUCCGAAAGAACUGGUUAUGAUGCUGCAACUAUCGAAGCCCUUGUUGGAGAUUUAUUGAAGCGGGCAUUGCCGAAAGUGAAAACAAUUAGCAAUGUUGACGUUCACGAAGAAGAAGCAACAUAAAAUUGUUUCUUUGUAUAUUUAUUAUCUUUAAAAGUAAAUGGAUUUUACACA
Molecule: messenger RNA, 1019 nt
Organism: Hydra vulgaris (swiftwater hydra)
Lineage: Eukaryota; Metazoa; Cnidaria; Hydrozoa; Anthoathecata; Hydridae
Source: RefSeq, a predicted model, not a curated record